AUGAUCUUGGCCAGAUCCGAUGAAUUAUUUGCGGAUAAUCGGAAGAGAAAGCCGAUUUAUAAUGCGAGAAGAAAAGCCAAAUGGAAGGAGCUGGUGGAGAAUCUAAAUCAACAACUCGGGAUGGACUAUUCAGUGGAAAGAGUUAAGAACAAUUACCAUUACAGGGUGACGUCACUCAAGAGAAAUAUGAAUCGACAAAUGACGUAAGGGAAUGACAAUAAUUUUUUAUUAUUUGGAAUACAUUUACUAUAGGUUUACUAGUAAUUUCAGUACUCUAAAAGAGGAUGUGUCGCUGAAUGAGAGUCCCGCAUAUCAACAACUCAGUGAGAUUGAUCGUAUGUUAUAUGAGGCCGUUAAGGCCGCCAACCAAGACGAAUUCCAGCCUCCAAUUAAACGGAAAAAGUGUAAGUGUAAUAUCAAUCUUUUCGGAUUAAUUACGGAUUAUUUUUAGCGCAAGAAAAGAGCGAAGACCCUGAGGAGAAAACGGAAGGCUCUUUCGACCACAGUUUUAUCGACCGGUUGUUUGAGAAUGGGAAAGAGGAGAGAAGUCUGUCCCCAGAAUCCAACGAUGACACAAAUCUGAAGAAGAUUAUGGGGCAGAUGAUCAAAAAUCAGGCCGAAUCAUUUCAGGUAAAACUUGACUUUUUAAGUGCUAAAUUUUCUAGGGCACGCAGUUUUUCCGUGCCUUUUUUUGUUUUUUUCCGUGCCCGUUUCUCUUCAUGGGAUUUGGUGCGCGACUGCUACUCAUAAGAGGCAAUGUUUCGCCUCGUCCUUCUUUUCGACCAGGCGAAACAUUUCGCUGCUACUUUUGACUGAUACGAACGGAUGACUGGCUUAUUAGAUAGACCAAAAUCAAAGAAAAUCUAUUAAUCUCGAGACGUUUCCUUGCUACGAUCACAUCAAUGAUUUUAGGCGUUGCGCAACUUCAUGACCGAGCAAACCCUCCAACAGGCCAAGAUAAUCGAAAUGAUGGCAGCCACAGUAGAGCUGGUCCGUGAGAGCACCUCUCAUCUGGAAAGGGCCUCCAAUCUCUGUCCAACUUGUACUGGAAACCUCUUGGAAAAGGUGUUUCAACCUUAUGGCCAGAAGGACGGAAAAGAGCCAAAUGAAUUGAGGAUAGAAGAAUAA
Molecule: messenger RNA, 1128 nt
Organism: Bursaphelenchus xylophilus (pine wood nematode)
Lineage: Eukaryota; Metazoa; Nematoda; Chromadorea; Rhabditida; Aphelenchoididae
Source: the annotation of a GenBank genome assembly